GGGACAGCCGAGGGGUUGUGGAGCACCGCGACCUUUCGGAAGCCCAUCUCGGCCUUCGCGUCGCAUCGCAUCGCAUCGUGCCGGCGAGCAGUCGUUGACACCGCGCGGACGCCCAAAAUAAACCCGCAGCUGCUUUUGGGAUCGCGUCGCGUGCGCAUCGAGCGUGGGGUUCUGGCUCACCAAACCCUCGUUUCGGCAUCGAUCGGGCCGGGCAGCACAAGCGGAGGGCGGGAGGGAUGUCGGGAAUCGAGAUCAGCGUGCUGCUGGACAAGUCCAAGGAGCUGGACCAGCUCCGCAAGGAACAGGAGGAGGUCCACCAGGAGAUCAACAAGAUCCACAAGAAGCUACAAUCCACUCUGGAGGCAUCGGAUGCCAUAUUAAUCAAGCUCAGACAACUGUAUUGUCAGGCCAAAGAGUUGUCUGAAAAUGAAGUCAGUGCUUCAAAUGCAUUGAUGAGUCAGCUUGAUGCUUUACUACAAUCUGGACUUUCAGCUGCGCAAAGGAAAAAAAUCGAAGUAAGUGAGCAGAAAAAGAAGCGGAUGAAGUCCGAUUCAGAUAUUGCAAGAUUUCCUCCUACUGCAUCUAUGAGAAGCCAACUUGAGCAUGCUGCUAACCUGAAGGGUGAACAGGUGGCAGCUAGGGUCUCAUCUGAUGAUGCUGAAAAAGAUGAGUGGUUUAUUGUGAAAGUUAUAAAUUUUGACAAGGAUACAAAGGAAUUUGAAGUUUUUGAUGAGGAACCUGGUGACGAUGAAGAAAGUGCACAAAGGAAGUACAAGCUGCCUAUGUCACACAUUAUUCCUUUUCCAAAGAAAAAUGAUCCUUCUAGUGCACCAGAUUUCCCACCAGGCAGACAUGUCUUGGCGGUCUAUCCUGGAACUACAGCUUUGUACAAGGCAACUGUGGUCAAUUCUCACCGCAAGAGAAAAUCUGAUGAUUACCUUCUCGAGUUCGAUGAUGACGAAGAAGAUGGGUCCUUACCACAAAGAAACGUACACUUCUACAAAGUUGUUCCACUUCCAGAUGGACAUCGGCAAUGAAACUAGAUUGAGCAGUUAUUUCUUAGUCUAUAAACCUAGUACUAAGACACAACCUUCCUUCUGAGGCUCUUGGUAGUGCAGUUGUGAUGGUAGUGUAACAUAGUAUAUAUAUGCUUGAUCUUGAUGCUUAUCAAAUACAUUCACAUGUAUAUCAUAAUUGUUAUUACGGCCUUUUACGAUCAUCAAGAUGGACUGUGCUAAAUUGUUGUAGAAUGGUGUAAUUUGUUUAUGACAGUGAGAAAUUUGUGAAUA
This is a messenger RNA of Musa acuminata subsp. malaccensis (wild Malaysian banana), 1289 nucleotides long. RefSeq names its product SAGA-associated factor 29 homolog A. The record is from RefSeq and is a predicted model, not a curated record. Gene Ontology annotation, cellular component: SAGA complex. NCBI's taxonomy places the organism in Eukaryota, Viridiplantae, Streptophyta, Magnoliopsida, Zingiberales, Musaceae.